GGCGCUGUGGUGCUGCUGCGACAUGAGCAUCAGAGCUCAACUGUCGGCGCUGUCUGUGAUGUGAACAGUCAAAUCGUAAUGGCGACUGCUGGAACAGCAGACUCGGGAUCAACAGCCCCGACAGGGACCAGUGGCAUUCGAAAGAUGGCCCCUGCAGAGAUGCCUGGCUCUUCAGGCACAACUCAGAGUAUGAAGAAGACCAUUGGACACCGGGGCGUUGAGACCACCACAGGAGAGACCACCUAUAAAAAGACCACGUCGUCUGCCCUGAAAGGUGCCAUCCAGUUGGGCAUCGCUCACACAGUUGGCAGCUUAAGCCAAAAGGCAGAAAGGGAUGUUCUCAUGCAGGACUUUGUGGUGGUCGAAAGCAUUUUCUUCCCCAGUGAAGGCAGUAACCUGACUCCUGCUCAUCACUACAGUGACUUUCGCUUUAAGACCUACGCUCCUAUUGCCUUUCGUUACUUCAGGGAACUGUUUGGCAUUCGGCCAGAUGACUACCUGUAUUCUCUGUGUAACGAGCCACUGAUUGAGCUGUCUAACCCGGGAGCCAGCGGAUCCCUCUUCUACGUCUCCAGUGAUGACGAGUUCAUCAUCAAGACUGUUCAACACAAAGAGGCAGAGUUCCUCCAAAAACUCCUGCCUGGAUACUUCAUGAAUAUAAACCAAAACAAGCGCACCCUGCUGCCCAAAUUCUAUGGACUGUAUUGUGUUCAGGCCGGAGGAAAAAAUAUCCGUAUUUGCGUGAUGAACAAUCUUCUGCCUCGUAUCGUCCCCAUGCACAUCAAAUAUGACUUGAAGGGCUCCACCUAUAAGAGACGAGCUUCCCCUAAGGAGAGGGAAAAGGCUGUCCCCACUCACAAAGACCUGGACUUUAUCCAGGACCUGCCUGACGGACUGCUGCUGGAAGCAGAUAACUAUAAUGCCCUGUGCAAGACCAUACAGAGGGACUGCCUGCUCCUGCAGAGUUUCAAGAUCAUGGAUUACAGUCUGUUGAUGGGCAUCCACAACAUGGACCAGGCCAGUCGAGAGCGGGAGCGAGCUGGUGGAAAUUCGGGGGACAGUGGGGGGUCGGAAGGAGCAGUGACCCCAGAUCAGCGGCGGCCACAAGCCCAGAAAAGUCUGUACUGUACAGCCAUGGAGUCCAUUCAGGGGGAGGCUCGUGGGAAGGGAGCUUUGGAUUCAGAAGACCACAUGGGUGGUAUUCCAUCUCGCAAUAGUAAAGGAGAGAGGUUGCUGAUCUACAUCGGCAUCAUUGACAUUCUUCAGUCCUACAGGUUUAUUAAGAAGUUGGAGCACUCAUGGAAGGCCUUGGUGCAUGAUGGGGACACAGUGUCAGUCCAUAGACCUGGCUUCUAUGCAGAUCGUUUCCAGCAAUUCAUGUGCAACACAGUGUUCAGGAAAAUACCACUAAAACCCUCACCUUCUAAGAAGAGUCGUAGCGGUGUUCCAGGAGGUCUCAGGAGGGCCCCCACACUGGGAGGUCCCACCCCACUCUCCCACGCAACAGGACAGUCAGGUGGCGACUCCAGACUAGUGUACCACAGCCACUUUAGAAGCACAGACUCAGAAGCAGACAGCGGCGUGCAGUCAGGCAGACCAGAUCUUGUUCCGAGGACCCCUCCGCUGGUAGAUAACCUUGCUGACUGUGAGGCCAACCUGUCCACCUCAUCACUAGGCAGCACAGGAGUUCCCUCUGCCUCUCCUCCCUUACGGUCUGUAGGGGUUGAAGUGCACAAAGCUGCAAACACGGAUCUUGACCAGGCUUCUUCGCACAGCAUGGAGGCUGGAGGGGCUUUAGAUAAUUCAGGCAACCUGUCUGGAAACGAAGAUGUAGUUUCAUUGUCAGACAUCAUCCCCGAGACCAACAUCUGCUUUUAAAACAAGUGCCAUCUAAAGGCGAGACAUUUCUGGACGAGGUGAGGCAGGCGGAAAUAAGGACAGAGAGUGAGUCACCCAUCCAUCACGGACCCUCUAGUGCACCUCUUGUUGUUUUCUCACCCAUAUAGUACACGGGAAUCGCUGGAUGACGCAGCAAGGUGCAGUGGAGGUUGUGACGAUGAAGAAAGCGGUGAUGGGAAGAUCAAGAAGAAGACGAAGACUGUGUUAAGUAGGCUUUCCGAGCCGUCAACACUGGCACUGUGUGCAUGCAUUUGCCCCCCAAUGUCCCACUCGAGUUGGGAGUACACAUGGAACAAAAGGCGUAUGGCCCUGAAUCUGCUGCUCUUUGGCAGCUCUGGCAGCAUUAUAUUGUUCAACAACAAAGAUUUCCUUGCGCAAUGACAUGAACAAAUGAAUUUGUUGUAUAUUGUAAAAAGCCCCAGUCACCAGUGGAUGGUGAAGGCAGUCAUAUUAUCCACGAAAAGUCGGUCAUCAUGUCCUAUUUCCGCAGUAUGAAGCAACAUUUCAGAAGGAACACACACAGUCAAAAGCACAUGAAGGGCACAGCCUGCGUAUUUGGAGUGAAUAAUUCCCUGUGUUCAUGCACAGUCUGGGUUCACAUUUCCGUGAUUCACACUGUAGUGUUCCCAUUACCGCACAUUCAUUUCCCCCUCAGUGCUCCUCAUGAGCAGGAGCACUCUGAGUUAUCAGUGGUCAGAUUGUUCAAAUCAACACUCACUGCUGUCAACUCUGCAAUCAUGUAUGCAUUUCUUUUUACUGGUUGUGGAUGUACAGUAGUUGUUCAAAAAUCAGCAAAGGGGAUGGGUUCAAACGCACCCAUACAGUCAUUUUUGUUUCACGUUUUGUUGUAAGUUAUUCUGCUGGAUGCCACGGUGGUGCUGCGAAGGUCCGACCAGAUCUUUCCACUGCUGAAUGUACAUUACAAUGUGUCUCUUAUUAUAACAUGUGUCUUAUUAACAUGGCAGGCCACAUUUUUACAACCCGUAAAAAUCUCCCCCUCUGAUGUAACCAUCUGUGCUAAAGUAUAAGAGAAGAAGAGCUCUCGGCAUCGCUGGCCAGCAGAUGCUGUCAUAUGAAGUCAUGCGAUUAAGAUAACAGAAGAGUAAUAAUUUUCAGCUGCUGUCACAUGUCUGUCAUGUCUGUGCCUUUACAUGUUUGUCCCUUCACUAACAUGCGGUGUAACUGACAUUUUUUUUACAGGUUAGUGUCACACAGGGAAACCUGCCUUAUCACUACAGCUGAAGUCAAUGAACUGCCAUUUGUAUGUCUGGAACACAACCAUUGACAGGGUUUCAGAGAUUUUAAUGCAAACACUAGUACAAUCCAUUUUGGUUAUGUGUGUGUGUUGAAUGUUCAAUCACUGUGGUUGAGGGAUCGACCGAUACAGUUUAUACCAAACCGAUAUACGUCUGCAGCAAAAACUGAAAUGUUACUGUCAAAUUUAAUUAUUUAAAUCUUUAAUUAGAUUUCCUGCUACUUAACUACAUUUUGGAUGCAAACAUUGUACUUUUUACUCACUACAUUUAUUCAGUAGUUUCAAUAACAAGUACAUUUGCAGAUUCAGAUUAUUAAAGCUACUUGGCGGAAAUUGAUCCUGAAGGCCCCUUAGGAGAGAAGAUGCUGUGAAUACCUCUCAGUUCAUCCUCAGCAUAAAAAAUAUGAGUUAAAUUGUGUGACUUACCCAACCCAGAUAAGUCCUAACAAGUCUUUAUAGAAAUGACCGAUGUUCUUUGUGAUGGUCUUGUACGCUUAUGUACGCCAUAAAAAAAAGCAUUGGUAUUAAAGACUGUUCCAUAAUCAGAUAAAAGUUCAUUAUUUUAAGUUUAAUAUUGAGUCAUUAUUUGACUUCUGAGCAGAAGUAGCACAUCGGCAAUCAGUCCCCCCCCAAUAAAAAAAACAUGGAUUCCAACAAUCAUAAAAAUGGUAGAUAUCAGAUCAAGUAAUUGGUCGAUCCCUGUGGUUCAUCAGCUCUUCCAACAUCAGACAGAGAGGAUAUUUGUCUCUGAUAAAUCAUUUCUGCUGGUUACAGAAAUGACACCUGCACACAUCCACUCCUGGACCAAUAUUACUAACAGUAUGUAUAACUAAUUUUUGUAUUAUUUUUUUUUCUCUUUGUACCCCGCUUUUACUCAGCUGUGCAUAAGAAUGAUGCUUUGUUUUCACAAGAUGUUUGAUGUUUAUUAUUUUAAUGUUUAGGGCACUAAACAACUAAACAAGCUAGUGAGGUGGCUGGCAGGGAGCUUUUUACCCCUGGAGAUAUUUCUGAUAAAGAAAUUUGAAUCACUACCGAGUGACUGUAGCAAAACUGAAGAUCGUAGACAUCAUCUCAUGCAACAAAUCACUGUUCAUGUUUGUUAGGCACAUGUGGUCUAUGCAGCAGGGAGGGAGAAAGGGGAAUGUGAGUUGUGAAAUAUAUAAUGAAGGAUGACAGUUUAGGAUUUAAGGACUGAGUCUUUUGUAUUAUGAGCCAGUCGCGGCGCCAAAGAAAAGAGUUCCUGCGAAUGUUCAGGAUCCAGUAAGGUUAACGUGAAAAUGAAAUCAAACACUCCUGGACACCUGCUUUGACUGACAAUGUUGUAUAUGGUAAUAACACUGGGUUGACCUGUGUUUUAAGGAUCUAUUAUUAAACUGGAUGUUUUGUUUUUGCUAAAUAAUUUCACGUCUGACAAGCUGUAUCUGACCUGGUCCCUGUAAAGAUUUAUGUUUUAUUUAUCUAAGAAUUGGUUUACAUCGUGGCCUCAGACAUUUCAAGAUUCAACUCCACAUUCCUGUAAAAGUCAAGAGAAAAAAUUUCUACAAAUUGUGGUAGCUCUUAAAACUCAUUAUUUACCACCUUUGUCUAGUUGAGAUGAUGUAUGUCAUGAAUUGCUUCUGGUAUUAUGCUGAAAUGUUAAAAUGUUAUUGCAAACAGAUCCAUUUUAAGUUGGUUGAAAGUCGAACAGCCACCAAAGAAAACACUCCAAGAAAUUCUUCCUCAUAAGAAAAGUCCAGAUCAUUUUCUAUUAACACCUGCAUUUUGUCAUUUUUAUGUUAUAAUAACUAUGAUUUGUGAUGGGUGGUACUGUGUAAUUGCUGGAUGCAGACCAGUUCUGUCGUAGUUGUUCUGUACUACACCAUGGCACAAGAAAAACAUCAUCCUUCGGUGCUUAAAGGUUGGCGACACUACAGUAUCUUUGAAGUAAUGCAAUAUGAACCACAAUCUGCCACCUUUCAGCUGUAAGAAGUAUAUUUAUUAUGUUUGAUUGCUGGAGGCUGAAAUGAAAAAAAAAAUUGUAUUAUGUACCUUAGAUGAUUGUACGUAAACUGCAUACUGACAGAAGGAUGUCUGAAACUUUAUAGCGUGUGUUGCCUAUGAAAGGGGGACUAUUUGACAAUUUCACUUUUUAUAUUUCAUGUUUAGAUUGUGAUAUUAUAGAUAGAUUCUCUCCAUGAUGAUUCUGGGUUGUUAAUCUCCCACGCUUUUUCUACAUGAAUGUUUCACACGGCUCACGGGCCAACGUUGCUGGUUGUCCUAUAUGCUUCAAUUACUAUAUUUUUACUGUGUAUAAUAUGUGUAUAUGUACAUAGGAGUCACGGAAAUGCCUUCUCAUGCAAUAUGUGCUGCCUGUCCCUCCUGCCAUGUUUCAGUUAUGUGGUGGUGAUGUUUCCAUGUCUGAUUUUAAAGGAUUAAACAUAUUUUCUAAAUCUUG
Molecule: messenger RNA, 5588 nt
Organism: Acanthopagrus latus (yellowfin seabream)
Lineage: Eukaryota; Metazoa; Chordata; Actinopteri; Spariformes; Sparidae
Product: phosphatidylinositol 4-phosphate 5-kinase type-1 alpha-like
Exons: 16
Coding region: 79-1878 (599 amino acids)
Biological process (GO): phosphatidylinositol metabolic process
Molecular function (GO): phosphatidylinositol kinase activity
Source: RefSeq, a predicted model, not a curated record